Suillus plorans is the source of this 774-nucleotide messenger RNA. RefSeq lists its product as uncharacterized. The transcript is spliced from 3 exons. NCBI's taxonomy places the organism in Eukaryota, Fungi, Basidiomycota, Agaricomycetes, Boletales, Suillaceae. The record is from RefSeq and is a predicted model, not a curated record. Bases 277 to 726 code for a protein of 149 amino acids.
AUGGGCUGACAUGAAUCUUGCCAAUAGACCGACUACGAAGUUCGAGAUGUAAACGACGAGAUCAACAAAUUGAUGCGGGAGAAGAGACAUUAGGAGAACCAUAUCAUUGCGCUGGAGAUGCCAGCUAUCGCCGGAAUGUAGCCAUACUGGAUGAUGAUGGGAAGGAAGUACCUGGGACAAAAGCAUACAAAUUUCACAGGCAUGCGCUGACUCUUUCAGCCCAGAAAGCAGAAGCAAAAGGAGGAAAACCAAGCGCUUUCAUUCUAGACGAAGUUUAUGAAUCAGGGCCCCGCAUGCUUCAGUGACCUAGACGAAGCAGAUGGAAAAUUGUUGGAGCACGCGCGUCAAGCAGAGGAAAAAGAAUGGAGAGACGAAUAUUCGAACGUCCGCGAGAUCCUCGACUUCCCUCUUGACGACCCAACACCUAAAAUACCUCGUGGAUCAUCGCUAAGCUCAUCACCACUCCCAUCAGACGGGCUCUCUCCACCUCGACGUCUAUUAAACACUAAACGCAAAGCUCAGGAGGAAGAUGUCAAAAUAGAUAUGGCGAAUUCAGAGGCAGCAAAACGACUCCGAGUCCGCAAAGCCGAAUCAGACGGAACAGCGAAGGCAGAUGUCAUCCCCUCAUGGAGGCGCAGACUCGAUGCGCGCAUACGCGAACACAGCUGCUGCUUACCUGGGCUUUUGGUCGCCAGAAGACCUGAUGCCACUGACACUUCCGACUAGAGAGGAAAUGGAGGACGUGUUAUUAGCCCUGGUGGAGGAAUAUCUUGG